AUGGAUAGUUCACCAGAUUUGAGUGUUAAGUUACGACGCGGGUCAAAUGAUUCACGAGAUUCUUUCUAUAUGGGAUUUGCUCAAGGAAUCGACUCAGACAUUGAAGAAGUGACUACUGUUCAGAAUGUUCCCCCUCCACCAGUUUUUUCUACUUCUGAGGAACAACCUCAACUGCAGUCUGCUGAAAUUCCUCCCGAAGAAACUAUACAAGCACCCGAAGAAAUAGUUCUUGUGUUUGAAGAGCAACGGUUAGAAACUGAAGUGCCGGAAGAAAAAGAAGUUGAGGAAGUUGCUGUUGAAGAAGAAACUGCUCUUGCAUGUGAACCACCUGAGUUUUCGAUUGAACAAAUUCCACCUCCCCCACCUCUACCCGAAGAAGAUGAAGAAGAAACAAAUACAUCAGUUACAGUCAUUCAAUCGAAAAAUAAAACUCCAUCUUCGUCAUCUUCUAUUAAUGCAGUUGAUUGUAAAAUCGACGAUGAUAAUCGUGACGAUUCAUCUCCAACUGAUUCAAUGCCACCAGCACCAACUCCCCCGCCUUUAGGAUUUCCUUUGUCAUUAGAAAAAAGUGGCAUAAUGGAAGCAUCAUCUCAAGCGUUGGUGCCAUCACCAUCAUCACCUGACAACACAGUUGUUUCACUGGAUGCACUCAGUCAUCACUCGUCUCCAGCGAAAUCAUCUCGAGUUCUUCAUUAUGGUCAACACGUAACUAUUGAUGAGACGCGUUUGCCACCAUCACUCAGAUCAUCACAUCAUCAGCUCUUACAACAAAGUCGAAGAUCAACUCCUUCGUCACCUCCACCACCCUUUCAGUCAGGACCGUUGACACCGGCAAUGAGUGUCAUGAGUAAUCAAUCUCUUAGUCAUAUUGAUUCUUCGCAAGCAGUUGUGCCUCAUCACUCAACAUCUUAUCAGGUUGAUUCACAAACAUCCAAAGCGCCAACAAGCGGUGCGUCAACUACGACACAACAUUUGUCUGUUCUUUAUCAGACUCAUCAUCAUUUACAUCCAAUACUCACAUCACCAGCACGACGACCAUCAAGGUUGCCUGACACUAGUCGAUUUUUGCAUCAGCAAUCACUUGGGUUCGGUUCAGAACAAAGGGAAAUAAAAGCAUCGGAGGCAUUUUGCAGCACUCUUUCUGCUCUUUAUGGAAAAAUAUUAGUUGUAAUGGGUAUUGCAUUUCCAAUGGCUGAAGUGAUAUCCUCUUAUAUUCCACCUUCAUUUUACGAGGGAUUUUACUUGUAUUUAUAUAUCGGAAGUAUGAUAUUCUUGUUAUUUAUGUAUGCUACAAUGUUCUGUGGAUCAAAAUCAUCUGUCGCAACAUCUGUUACACAAAAAUCGACAAGUCCUGUUAAAGCUCAAAAAUCUUCAGAGAGAACUUCAUCAGAUAGUGGUGACCAAUCUGAUCACGAAAGUGACAGCAGCAAUCAAGGCCCUAGAAAAUCUUCAAGAACAAUUGUUGCUAUGCGACGACCAUCGAUAAUGGCAGCGACUGCUAUGAAAACACAACAUUAUGGAAGUUUCUAUCUUCGGAUGGGCGCUGUUGCAUUUGGAAUCGGAAGCAUGAUCUAUUCUGGUUUAGAAAUUGGUCAAUACUUUGAACUUGAAAGGGAUACGAAAUGCCAUAAUGUUCUUUUAGCACUAACGCCAGCUACAAGAAUGGCAUUUAUAUUCAUCCAAAUGUAUUUUAUAUUUCUUAACAAUGAGCAAAUAAAAGUUUAUCGACACAAGAUUCUUGCAAAGUUUGGACUCAUGCACAUGAUUGGCACAAACUUGUCAGUCUGGUUUAGUGUUUUGAUUCAAGAGACAAAGCACGAAAUUUUGACAUUUUAUGACCCAGAAAAUAGAACCUUGAAGAUUUCUCAUCGAUUAGGGAACAAAGUUGUUGUGACUGCUUUGGAACAAGCGCAUACACGGAUCGCUCGAGGUUUAAAAGGGCCUCAUAAUAUUUUUGAAUGUAGAAGAUCAAACAUUUUAGGAACUUUGGUGCAAGAUGCUUCACCAUUUCUGUUUCCCUGCACAAUAGAAUAUUCUUUAAUUUGUGCAGCAAUACUGUAUGUAAUGUGGCGUAACAUAAGUCGUCCCGAUCCUGAACCUAAUGAAGUUGUUAGAUCGGAAUUACAUCCUUUCAAAAGAUCUCCACAUCAUUACUCUGUUGAUUGCGCUGGUGCACAUAAAGGCUUAUUCAUCGGAAUUCUUAUGCUGGUUCUGUCAAUCAUUUCCUUGAUUCUCUUUUUUGUUUUGAUAUCAAAACCAGAAUUUACGAAUUUCGCUGUUACUGAAGUUAAUAUAUGUGAAUUGACAUUGUACGGUGCAACAACUUUAGCGACUCUGGUGGGAAUGAUACAAGUUCGUGCUUUACAUUAUGACUCUACAAGAAGCUUUAGUUUGGAUGAUAUUCUACUUGUUGGUGCACAAACUGGAUCGUUUCUUUACAGCACAUUCACGAUCAUUGGCGCUCAUUUAACACUUGAGAAAAAUACGAUGCUAAUAUUUAUUACUGCAAUGGCAUCAUUAGUAGAAACCGCAUUUCAAACCAUGUUUAUACUUGACGCUAGUCGAAGGUCUGCUGCAACGCCGGAUCAUAUUCGUAAGAAGCCUGGUCGCGAGAUUGUGACAUUUCUUCUCGUCUCAAAUUUAGCGAUGUGGGCGAUUAACACACUAGAAAAGUCACGAGCUGAAAGUCAUCCGCUACAGUUGCAUUUUUAUGGCCUUUGGGCUUGGACGAUUAUCACCCACGUGUCAAUGCCUUUAGCGAUAUUUUAUCGCUUUCACAGUACUGUGUGUUUAUGUGAUAUUUGGAAACGAGCAUGGAAGAUGAAACCGGCAUACAUGUAAACAUAAAAAUGUGAAUUUUAUUCCUGAAUCAACAUCAAUCAAGUCUCAACACUUUAUCCAAAAUUUCAUCGACGUUGACAGCGACAAACUUUCUUCUGUUACAGACAAAAUGUGAAGACAUCUUUACAAAAUAAAAUCGAAUUGUCUCUUUUUAUAAAUAUUUUGUUCGAGAAGUGACGCUGAGUUAAAACAUGCCCGUAAAUAUUGACAGUUUCUUCUUCAAAUUUAUUAGUGAGUUAAUAAGAAUAAAUAGAAUUUAUCAUACAGGAAAGAUAAUUCCCCGAUGUAGUCUUUUGAUGAACUUAAAAACUUAAAAAUUUCAAUUAAGAUAAAUUCUGAGAAAUUGUACCCACCUAACAAUCUACUCGUACUCCUUGAAAGGGAACAACUUUACUAAUAAACAUUAAUUCCUUCUCGCAC
Molecule: messenger RNA, 3261 nt
Organism: Clunio marinus
Lineage: Eukaryota; Metazoa; Arthropoda; Insecta; Diptera; Chironomidae
Source: the annotation of a GenBank genome assembly